Girardinichthys multiradiatus is the source of this 2943-nucleotide messenger RNA. RefSeq names its product coiled-coil domain containing 61 (gene ccdc61). NCBI's taxonomy places the organism in Eukaryota, Metazoa, Chordata, Actinopteri, Cyprinodontiformes, Goodeidae. Gene Ontology annotation, cellular component: centrosome. The transcript has 13 exons. The record is from RefSeq and is a predicted model, not a curated record. The coding region runs from base 368 to 1912 and encodes 514 amino acids.
UGUCUGUCCCAUUUGUGUGUACAGAGAUCUUCCCGCAGCAGAAGAAUGAUCCACCGGUCUGGGGAGGGCAAUGUCACCUCCGGGCCUGUUGGGGUCAGACGAGCCUCGGUUAGAGUGAGGAAGAGGAGGACCAACUGCCUGAAGAAGAAGAGUUUAACGGUUCCCGGUUGUUGAACCGCUCUAGUCUCCGCCGAUGGUUGACCGAUGGAUUGCAACUUGUUUGGGACCUGAGAUCACCCCCCAGUUUGUUGGUUUGAGGUUUCAUGGAGCGCUGUGGACGAGCUCCUCUCGACGGUGUUCCAACAAUGCUUUGACAGCUCGACACCUUCAGGAUAAUCACUGCAGCUCAAAGUAACAUUUGCCAGAGAUGGAAGACGGCUCUGAGUUGAUGGAGGACGUUGUGUUUCGAGGAGUGGAGUUUUCUGUGAAGAUGGAGUUGGAUAAGAAUUUGCUGAUAGUGGAAAUCUCUGACUCAGUGACAGCAGAUCAGUGGAGGGGGGAAUUUGAUCCUGCAUAUAUUGAAGAUCUCACUCGCAAAACUGGCAACUUCAAGCAGUUUCCCAUUUUCUGUAGUAUGCUGGAAUCUGCUGUGAGGAAGACGAGUGAUUCCGUCACCCUUGACCUCCUGACUUAUGCUGACCUGGAGCUGCUGCGUAACAGGAAAGCCGGAGUGGUCAGUCGUCCUCGUGGCCAUCAGCAGCAGUCAGCCCUGACUGCCAAAAGAUAUCUCAUCCUCAUUUACACUGUGGAGUUUGACAGGAUCCACUACCCAUUACCACUGCCCUAUGUUGGUAAGCCUGACCCAGCUACCCUGCAGAAGGAGAUCCGAGCCCUCAGAGCUGAGAUAAGUGCUCUCACCUCCCAUGGAGGAAAUAAAACUACAGAUCUAGAAAUGCAUCGGCUACGACAAGAGCUUGCUGCAGUGAAAGAAGAAAAGGAAGCCAUGGCCAAGGCUCUGGAGAGGCUGCAAAUGAGUGGGAGUGGUUCUGCCCUGGGUAGAGAGGACUGGAGGAUCAGAGAUGUGGUGCGGACGCUAGAAGAGCAGCUUGUCAAGGAGAGGGCCAAAAGUCAACGCUCAACUAGCAAAAGGUGCCAAGAACAGCGACUCCUAAUGGAGCAGUUGGAGGAUCUGAGAGCAUCGGAGUGUGCUCUCCGUGUUCGGGUCAAGAGUCUCACCAAUGAACUGACGUUACUACGGAGAGGGUUAGACAAUCUAAGCGUCAGAGUGUCUCCGGUGUCGGGUCACAUCGGCACUCGAAUUGACGGGGAGGUCUAUCGUUCUCUUUCACGUGAGAGGAGGUCUGGCUAUGGAGGUGUCAUGGCUCGUUCUGGGUCCAGAGAACGGAUGGAGGACAGGAGACUGAGGUCAGGCGAGAGGGGAAGAAGGGCCGAUUCAUCAGGACCGCGUCCUCACAUACCAAGGCCAUCACCCUCACCCACAGGUUCUCGGGUUCCUCGCUUUGACCCAACUGCCUACAUCCAGGACAGGCAGCGCAGGCAGAAAGAAGCAGAACUCAAAAGACAGCGGAAGGUGCGAAGGGACAUAUUUCCUUCACCCGUCCUCCCUGAGAGGGGCCGCUCCCGAUCCAGAGAGGCCUAUCCUCAGGUGGUCCGGGCUGGCAGCAGAGACAGGAGUCUGUCGAUGGAGCGUAGAGGCAGCAGGAACUCCUCUGGGAGCUCAUUAGCAGAUAUGGAUGAAAUGACCAAAACUCUUCUCAGGGGAAGAAAACAGACAUACAAUGGACCUAGUACGUCUCGAGGCCUUUUAACCAAAAAGCCAUUAUGUAGUACCCCAACACACAGAAGAAAAGACACCGAGGGCUCCAUAGACACAGGGGCUGAGCUGUCAGAGAUUGAUGCAAGGCUGCAGGCCCUUCAGGAAUACAUGAGGGACCUGGACACAGGACACUAAACUGCUGCUGAAGCCCCCGUGUGAACCAGACAGCCUGGCCUGAAGCUCCGGGUAACUGAGGAAAACGUCCUGAAUCAAACAGCAGCUUUUUUUAUUAUGUGUUUAAACUAAAUGACUGCAGGAAUCUACAACCAUCACUGUGAAGGUCACUGGACUGUUUUGUGUGUGUGUGUGUGUGUGUGUGUGGACUGUAAUUUUUUUUACGUCCUAAAUUCUUAAAUUAUUUAAAUAUGACCAAUUCUGUGUGGAAAUUAUAGGUCAUUUAGAAGUUGGCCAAACUUGUGCAUGUUUGCAGAAGUGGUCUGUACUUUGGUUGAUAUUUAUUUUGUUUAAAUUGUUUUAACUCUUAUAUUGAAAGUGCAGUGUUGAUGUCCUUUCAUGUCUACAAUUCUUCAUUAAUGCUUAAUACAGCUUGGGGAAGACAAUAGAUCAUUUAUAUUUCAUGACAUGGUGCGGUUAUAUAAAUCUUUGCUGAUUUUCUCUGGUGGUAAACCCAACAAAAUCUAUGAUUUGCACUCAUGUAUUUGUUUUAUCCUCAUGAUAGAAUAAUAGAAAAUCCACAUGUUGAACAUGGUCCCGAAUGCAUGCUGGGAUAGACUCCAAGGACACUAACCAAGUAGAUUUGCAUGUUGCCAAAAGCAUACUUGUUAAAAAUGUGAUUCUGCCGAAAGUAUAUUGUUUUGGUUUAUUUUUCCAGUUUGAAUUGGAAGGUUCCCAGUGCAUUUUACCAUUACAACUGAUCCACAUGUGCAUUAUUAAUGACGUUUUCAUUGUAUCAGUCCCUUUUAGAUGAGCUCAAACCCUGUGUGGAAAAAUAAAUAUUUGUGCUGACUUAAAUCUGUUUACUUUUACAACCUACAAAAUGGCCAAAAACGUCUUUGAAAUUGUAUGCAAACUGACUGUUACUGUUAUUUUUUCCUGUCUGCCUUUUUGUACCUUCUAAAAAUAAGAAAUAUAACCUUUGUGUAAAAAUGCUUGUGGUUUUUUAAGUGCUUUGUUUCAGUAAUGAAUAAAUGAAGAAUACAGUUUAA